AUGGUUUGACCCAAAUGCCCCUCUUUAUACACGUUUCAGAUCUCAGCACUCUUCCAAAGUGACUGCAGCUAUAAGCAGGUGGCCAGCAUAAUUUUGCAGCUGCUUCCAUUAUUAAUGCUUUCUCUCUCCCUAUCCUUCUGCCUUGCAUGAGGCUUUCAACCUGUCUUUCUCAGCACAUUGACAGCCAACCCUUUCAUCUCCGUACUUUUCCAUCUGCCACUAUCCAUGUCCAAAGGACAUUUGAAGGAGGAACCCUGGCAAAAGCAUUGGGCUGCAGCAAAGGAACUAAAGAACAUACAGAACAAGACUGAAGAUGUAUUUUCAUUACUUAAUCUGCCUCUGGAUUCCCCUCUCCUUUAGGGUCUCUGAAACCCAUAACCCAUGCCAUAAAAUCUGCUUCUGCACAGAAGGGGCAAUGUUUGUGAACUGUUCAGGAGUCAAUGUCAGCUCCAAUCUCAUUUUCCCUCCAGAGACAGAACACUUGGAUCUGUCAAACAGUCAGUUACAUUCUGUUCCAAGCAAAGGUCUCAGAUCCCUGUGGAAGUUACAGAUUCUCCUUCUGAGUGACAACUACAUCAGGAGAGUUGAAGAGAGAGCAUUCAUCUCCCUGGAGAGACUCCAUAAGCUUGAUAUUGGUAGAAAUGAGAUCUCCUUUCUUGGAAACAGUUUUUCAUUGGGUCUCGUUACUCUCUAUGAACUCACUUUGGCCUACAAUAGGCUGCAGGAGCUACAGUACAAGAACUUCAAGCACUUUGAAAGUCUUCAGAAGCUCAAUUUGCAAAAUAAUAAUAUAUCAUUGAUAGAAACGGGUGCAUUUCGCAGUCUCACCUGCUUGAGGCAACUUUGUCUUCAGAAUAAUCACCUUCGUAACCUCAACAAUGGAGAUUUUUCUAUGCUGCAACACUUAGAAGUUUUGAACUUGGAGGGCAACAGAAUCAAAACCAUUGGCCCUGGAGUCUUUACUUCUUUAAGCAGCCUCACAAUACUUAACCUGGUGCACAACCAAAUUGAACAUAUUCGGUUCAAGACAUUAUUAUCCCUCCAGACCUCUGGCACUCACAUCUUGCUCUCGGACAAUCCAUGGUUUUGUGACUGUGACCUUCAGAGGGUUUUUGCUAAACUGCACAGUGUCAGGAGGCUGAUCCUAGAUGACUACCACAAUGUGACGUGCAUGGAGCCCCAUAUCCUGAGAAACCGUCCUCUGUCAUCUGUGGACACCCAGCUGUGCAUUGCAGAGACAGUGACGGUUCUUGUCAUAACUUUCACAGUCUUUGUUACUGUGGUAGCUGCCAUUGUCAUGGCUGAAAGGAACAGAAAGAAGAGGACAGGCAAGCACUGGAGUGAGGACAGCAAAGUCUCCUAUGAUGCUCACAACUGAAGCAGCACAUCUUGAGAGCACCUUUUCGUCUACUUAGAG
This is a messenger RNA of Lacerta agilis (Sand lizard), 1417 nucleotides long. RefSeq names its product leucine-rich repeat-containing protein 17-like. NCBI's taxonomy places the organism in Eukaryota, Metazoa, Chordata, Lepidosauria, Squamata, Lacertidae. The record is from RefSeq and is a predicted model, not a curated record. The coding region runs from base 314 to 1378 and encodes 354 amino acids. Gene Ontology annotation, molecular function: protein binding. The transcript is spliced from 2 exons.